UUGUGCAGGGGAAACUCAGUGGAGAGGAAGAUCUACAUCUCCUUAAAUAAAACAGCUCCUUGUGUCCGUCUGCUCAACGCCACUCAUCAGAUUGGCUGCCAGUCUUCCGUUAGCGGGGACACAGGGAUCCUCCACGUGGUGGAGAAAGAAAGGGACCUGCAGUGGGUGCUGACUGACGGCCCCAACCCCCCGUAUGUGGUUCUGCUGGAGGGCGAGCUCUUCACCAGGAGUCUGAUGGAGAAGCUGAAGGGGACAACCAGCCGGAUUGCUGGCCUUGCAGUGUCCUUGGCCAAACCCAGGCCUGCGUCGGGCUCCUCUCCUAGUGUGCAGUGUCCCAAUGAUGGGUUUGGCAUUUACUCCAACUCGUAUGGGCCAGAAUUUGCUCACUGCAGAGAAAUCCCGUGGAACCCCCUAGGCGACGGCUUGGCUUAUGAAGACUUUAGCUUCCCCAUCUUCCUUCUUGAAGAUGAAAAUGAAACCAAGGUCAUCAAGCAGUGCUAUCGCGAUCACAACCUGAGCCCCAACGGCUCAGCACCCACCUUCCCGCUGUGCGCCAUGCAGCUCUUCUCCCACAUGCACGCUGUCAUCAGCACUGUCACCUGUAUGCGGCGCAGCUCCAUCCAGAGCACCUUCAGCAUCAACCCAGAAAUCGUCUGUGACCCCCUGUCCGACUACAACGUGUGGAGCAUGCUUAAGCCUAUAAAUAUAUCUGGGGCAUUAGAGCCUGAUGACAGGGUUGUGGUCGCUGCCACCCGGCUGGACAGUCGUUCCUUUUUCUGGAACGUGGCCCCAGGGGCUGAAAGUGCCGUCGCCUCCUUCGUCACCCAGCUGGCUGCCGCUGAAGCUUUGCAGAAGGCACCUGACGCGCUGACCCUUCCCCGCAAUGUCAUGUUUGUCUUCUUCCAAGGGGAGACGUUUGACUACAUCGGCAGCUCCAGGAUGGUGUACGACAUGGAGAAGGGCAAGUUUCCUGUGCAGUUAGAGAACAUUGACUCGUUCGUGGAGCUGGGACAGGUGGCCUUAAGGAAUUCUCUAGAGCUCUGGAUGCACACAGACCCCAUGUCCCAGAAAAAUGAGUCUGUACACAAUCAGGUAAUCGAGCAUCUUUCCGCCUCACUCUGUUUCAACGGCUCGGAAUGUGGGCACCCCUCACCCGGGCCUGACCCCCGCCACCCCCCAGGGCCUACGGACCGGCUGCCCCGCUGUGUGCGUUCCACGGCGCGACUGGCCAGGGCCCUGUCCCCUGCCUUUGAACUGAGGCAGUGGGGCUCUACUGAAUACUCCACAUGGACUGAGAGCCGCUGGAAAGACAUCCGGGCCCGCAUAUUUCUGGUAGCCAGCAGAGAGCUGGAGUUCAUCACCCUGAUGGUGGGCUUCGGCAUCCUCGUCUUCUCUCUCGUCGUCACCUACUGCAUCAACGCCAAGGCCGACGUCCUUUUCAUCACCCCUCGGGAGCCAGGAGCCGUGUCUUACUGAGAGGAGCCCAACUCCCGCCCACUCUACCGUUCACAUCCUAGGCCACUUGUCCCACGGGGACAUAAGCCACUAGCGUGUCACUGGAACCUCUCUGGGCCUGCUUAGACUGGAAUUAACAUGAACAAGUAGAACUGCCCCGAAGAGAGAGAAACAAGUUCCCUCUCCUCUCCAGCCUCCCCUACCUGUCUGCCCUUCCUCACCCCUGCCAGAUCCCGGGAGGGCAAAUGGAAGCUUCUCGCUCCUGUUUGACUCCUAACUGCCCGCCCUAAUUUACCCUUCUUCAGGGUCCCUCUUCCCUUCUCAUCCUGCCCUAGACCGCCCCCUACUCCCCACCCCACCCCAGUCCCAACUUUCCCGACCAGGAAGGACACAAAGGCUGAAUGCCAGGAACAAACCACAAGGAAGCCCCGAGGUGCAGGCCAGGCGAUCUGUCUCCCUCCUGCUGUCCUGUCUCCAGACCCGUAGACGGCACCUCGGGGAGGGUGUGCUGCCAGGUCACCUCCAGCCCUCAGUGCUAGCUGUGAUUUUAUUAAGCUGUAAUACCUAUUUUUGUUGUUUUCUUUUUCCGUGUGUGCAUGUGUGUGUGUGUGCGCGCGUGUGCGUGUGUAAAUAUAUAAAUAGCAAGUUUCAUUAAAAGACUAUCCCUCA
Molecule: messenger RNA, 2124 nt
Organism: Puma concolor (puma)
Lineage: Eukaryota; Metazoa; Chordata; Mammalia; Carnivora; Felidae
Source: RefSeq, a predicted model, not a curated record